AUGGCGGCCAGUAUCAGUUUGAGAGAUGCGAAAAAAGCCCUCAAGAAAUAUCUUCCUUACAGCGGUUUAGUAGGUUACUCUGUACUUGGACUUCAUUCAGCGAAGAUCCGCCUGGAAGAAUUUUUUAUCGGCAAGAGUGCCAGACCAGUUGUUUUCCACGGAGCGUUGGUUUUGUCAAGCAUUGGGAUAGCUACGUAUUUGUAUGACCGACCUGUAUUUGAUGUCAUGAGACCUCCCAAGUCCAAACGUCUUUUGUGGAGCUUGUUCGGUACUUGGAUGUUCAACUUUGGUUCCUUAUUGCUUUGGGCGAUUUGUAAAGAGAUGUGUCCCAAGAACAGAUUGAUACGAGCUGUUUUGGUCUUGUCCUCUUGCGCUGGGGUCGUGUAUGUUGGCACUGAUUACUUACAAGCAGUGGACAAACUUCGAUUAGGGAUUAUUGCGGAACGAGAAGAAGGCGCCAUUGAACUUUAA
Messenger RNA from Orbicella faveolata, 471 nucleotides. RefSeq lists its product as uncharacterized. Lineage: Eukaryota; Metazoa; Cnidaria; Anthozoa; Scleractinia; Merulinidae. The record is from RefSeq and is a predicted model, not a curated record.